Messenger RNA from Fonsecaea pedrosoi CBS 271.37, 3438 nucleotides. RefSeq lists its product as uncharacterized. The transcript has 3 exons. Bases 1 to 3438 code for a protein of 1145 amino acids. The record is from RefSeq and is a predicted model, not a curated record. NCBI's taxonomy places the organism in Eukaryota, Fungi, Ascomycota, Eurotiomycetes, Chaetothyriales, Herpotrichiellaceae.
AUGUCCGAUGCCAGCGAUGGUGUAACCACGACGGUUGAGGAGCCAGAGUACAUAGUCGAGAGGAUUCUCUACCAGGACGACCGAACAGGCAAACCUCUAUUUCUCGUCAAAUGGGAAGGGUAUGGUGACGAGGAAUGUACUUGGGAACCCGCCGAGCAUUUUACGGACCAGAGAACCUUGGACGAUUGGGAGCGCCAGCGCGCGGCUCAGGAUUUCCUGGACGAAGAAGAGCUUGCUAUGGUUCAAGCGCGAAUGAAGGAUUUUCAAGACGCAACAGCACGAAAGAAGCGACAGGAGGCACUGAGGCGUAUGUCCAAGCGGACUUUAUCCAGACGAUCAUCCAGUCGGACGCCAAAAUCUGAGUCGCCAGAGUCUCCAUCUUCAGCGAAAAGAUCACGAUCGUCUCAUCCGAACCCCGCAGACCAACCAGGACGCAAGCGACCACGAGCAUCUCGUUCGCCAACUAUCAAGGACGAAGCUUCACAGGGCUCCGAAGUGGUAGAUGCAACUCCUGCGCAGCGGCGACAUCCACAAAAUUCUACAGAGAAGGACGCAGCCUCCGCCCAGUCAACAUUAAGCCAAGAAAAAGCAGCUAUACCUCUAGCAACAACGGGCGACUUGAGAAAUCCCAAUUCGCCGCCUUCUCCCCUGGCGCUGGCGCAUGGCGACACUGUUCCACACCGAAGCUCCGACGCACACCGGACUGAAGCGUAUGUUCAGAUGAGUCCAGCAGCACCUAAUAAGACAAAAACAAUUGUCAACCCAACCCUCGGACCCCAACACAAUAAGCAAGGAGGAGCAAAUACAAUGACUGUUAGGAAGAAGCUAGGCAAUACCCAUGCAUCACCAUUAGCUGCAAAUGCGGAACACGGCAAGGCAGGGAAGAGGUUCAAAAGUAUGAGACACAUGCAUAAUUAUACCAAAAUGGCACGCCGAGAACGUACACCAGACAUCUCUAAGCUCGAUCUCAUAGAAGCUGAUGCAUGGCCCCUACCCGGACGAAUUGAACCCUCAUUGAAAAUUCAAGACGAUGCUCCAAGACAUAAACGGGAUAAUUCACCUCUUUUUCUUCCAGAGGACAAUAACGUUGUGCUGCCCCAGGCCGAAGAUCAGCAGACGAGAAAAGGGAAUGCUACGGGCCCUAAUCAAUACCUGCCUAGCGGUCAAUCACCACAGGCCAUGGCAGCGUCACUCAGCAGUUCAACGGCACCCUCGACACCGCAGCAUCCUCAUGUGAAUCAGGGCUCGUCGAGGCAGUCUCGAAAAGAUAUCUUGACUGAGACGCAACCUUCCAGUGUCAGGACCAAGUCACGCGGUUUGACACCGCCUGGGCCGUCAACGAACGCAUUUGCAGAGAGACGGCCGUCGCCGUCACGGCCUCGCACGAAUUGUGCAACCUCUUCUCAGGCGGUUAGGUCUGAUGCCCCGGUCAAGGCCCCAACAUCCAUUAGCAUGUCAACGGUUCAACAACAAUCCCAGGAUGUUUCUUACAACCAUGGUCCUUCCAAAGAGCCCAUGACUUCCAGCCUUGGCCGAAUGCCCUCAAGUGGCACAGAUCACGGAACGAUGUCCGAACUUAAGAUAUCCCUUCGCUUUGGGGGGCUUGUCGUGGGUGUUGUGAGUUUGGUUGGGAUGCCGGGGUGGUUGAUUAACAAACUUCACAAACUUCGGGGUGUCGCAAGAGACUGGCAGGAACACUUAUUGACCAUGGAGUUCAAGAACAAGUUCGUUAUGAAGGCAAGAGGUUUUUCUGACUUCACUACAAGGCUGCAUUGGAAACAACAUGGGACGUUCUCGAUCCGGGGUGAUGGUGCGAAACAACGAGAUAUAGAACAGCUAGGCAAGCACUUGAAGGACAACGACUUGGUUGCCGUCUGGGAAUAUCCUACACCUGGGGAUACCCUUAUCCUGAUUAUGUACUCGAGUCCACCUCCUAGAUGGGCAGGUAUUGAUGAAGGGCCCGUCGGCAAGUCUGCAUUCCCUCUGAAAGUUGUUGUGCGAAAUAAGCUUGCUGGGUUCUCUAUGGAGACCGGUUCAGCAAGGACCGAGUAUGUCCCACGCUUGAAUGCCGAACGAGAUACAAAUUUACCAAUAGACAAGCCCAAAUCCUCACAGCCUGCACUUCGACUCUCCACAAGAGAGAAUGCAGGCGUGGACACACAGACGCCAGCGGAACAGGUCGUAACAACAACAACACCGAUGACAACGCCGGCAAAGGAGCACACAGGUUUAGUGGAUUCUUAUAUACAGAGCCCAGUCAAAGCUCCAACGCCAGCACCGAAAUCAGCAACACCAACGCGAAGGGAAGGUGAAAGUCCCGCGCAAGACGCAUCUGUACAUCCGGAAGAAAACGCUCUCAUCAAACCCGCACCAGGGCGACUGUCGUUUUCAGCGGAUUUUGCACAGUUGUUUGGCGACGUUAACGUGAAGAAAUCUGGGCGCAAAGCACGGGUAAUGAUCUGCUUUGGGGGAUCGAACCCGGUCGAAGCCGAAGCUGUCAAACAAUGGCUACAGCAACAUUUGAAUCCGCGUCGGAUUUUCAUUGACACAGCGAAGGACGACUGGGAGGAGUUUCGGGAUGGCCUUUCCGACGAGAUUGCCGCUAUACUAUUCCACGAGCGGCACAGAGCAUAUUGCGAUCUUUUCGAGUUCUUCAAAGUCCUCCGAUGUCAAUAUGUUUUCUGUCAUGAGCUCUUGUUCUCGUCCCCGUUGCCAGGUCUCCAACUGGAAAACGCCGAAGCCAAACAGCGAAGUCCUCUGAGGAGGCUCUUCCCACGAGGAACGGCCUUGUGUAUCACGGAAGACGCCCUGGUUUGCCAUCCGGAAGAGGUGACGUGGAUAAUGCGCUGGUUCGAAGAGCAAUCAGGGAACAGACCGUUAAGUUGGAGGCUCGGCUUACCCCCAGACAUUUCUGGCUGGCUCUUGCGGAAGAGAAACGAAUCCCCUGGACUUGAACCAAAGUAUGAUGGCAUCAUUGGAUCCGUAAAUCGACUAAACUUGCGAUCCUCGCACGCCUCAUGGAACAGCCAGAUUCCCAACCCUGAUGAAUUUACUCAUUCUCAACCCUGGGACCGGAGUUUCGAACUCAUCCAGUCACCGUCGGCAUUACCCGGCCCUGGGACUUGGAACGACGCUGAGUUCGAUAAAGAGUCCUUGAAGGCGCGGGACAAGCUGCUACUAGAAUGGUUUGUCGCGUGGGCAGCAGGGAACUCCCAUAACCAUCGUCACUUCAUAUAUCUGGAUUCGACGCCUCGCAACAACAAAACAGAAAAUCGUUCGUGGCACAUUGACUUCCGAGACAUUAAAUCGUUUGUCAUGGAAGAAAGGAGGCGCUUGCACGAAGAGGAGGAGAAGAAGAAGAAGAAGAAGAAGAAGAAGAAGCGAGAAGAAGAGAGGUUGCGAGAGAGCGAGAAGAGACAGGCUUCGGUUUCCUUCUGA